Molecule: messenger RNA, 3300 nt
Organism: Harpegnathos saltator (Jerdon's jumping ant)
Lineage: Eukaryota; Metazoa; Arthropoda; Insecta; Hymenoptera; Formicidae
Gene: heca
Product: hdc homolog, cell cycle regulator
Exons: 5
Coding region: 686-2092 (468 amino acids)
Source: RefSeq, a predicted model, not a curated record
GAGGGGGGGAGGGAGAGAGAGAGAGAGAGAGAGAGAGAGAGAGUGUGAGUACUAUCCACCGUGCCGUGGUGCCGGCCGGUGUGUGUAUGUGUGACGAAGGUCGGGACUCGCGCGCGGCCAUUACGUACGUCGUACGUGUACCGGAACUUUGGAUUCGUCGCGCGACGCAAAGUGACCUUGAUUCCGAUGCGCCAACGCGUCGCCGGCAACACGGAAGAAGAACAUCGUCGCCGCCGCCGCCGCGUAGUACGGUGUGUAUUUCUCGCGCCACCCAUCGCGGCGGUCUUGUUGUGACGCGUGACGACCACAGUGACCUUGACUCCGUACGCAUAGACGCGCGCGGUGCGUUUCGGCGGCGUCUCGAUUCUCUCUCUCUCUCUCUUUCGUCGAGAGUGGAACGCGCGCGCGCUGCGCGCACCUCUUUCUCGUCGAGUCGAGUGAGACGUGAGAAUCUACCGUGAACAUGGAGAGAGCAUGUAGUAGGAGCAACUGAUUUUCGAGAUCGGAGAUCGCGCAACGCAUCGCGCGCGCGUCGACCACCGCGUUCUCCGCCGCCAUUGCGCCCGCCCGCCCGCCUCUCCGUCUGUCUCUCUCUCUGGAGAUCGUUCAUCUGCGAAGUACGACGAGCGAGAAUCAGUCAAGAAGAGGACGACACACACACACACACAAUCUGGACGUGAAACUCAUGGCACCGCGCCGUCACGCCAAUAGCCACGGCGGUGGUCUCCUGGAGAACGGAGGCGCCGGUGGAGGCGGUGGCAUCAACGAUCCCAUGGAGAAUCUUCUGGGUCCCAGUCAGACGACGCGUUGCUGCACGCCGACCGGUGAGUGCCUACGCGGCGACAGUCUCAUCCGCUUCAACUCGUUGCACGACGUGGUCAAGGUCACUUGCAACAACGACAACUGCCCGGUCGGCCAGUUUAUGCAUCGCGAGUGCUUUGACGCUUGGGAGCAGACGGUGCUGACGUAUCUGAAGAGCUGCGGUCGUGCGCGCAGCUGGUCAGAGCGUCAGCGUCAUCAGAACCUCUGGACCAAGAAGGGCUACGAUCUCGCGUUCAAGGCCUGCGGCUGCCGCUGCGGUCGCGGCCACCUGAAGAAAGAUCUCGACUGGAUGCCGCCCGGUCUCGGCAAUAUACCCGGCAACCGUGCCGACGAGAACGAGGCGAAGAAGAAGAAGCGGCGCAACCGGCAGAACACCCGACCGAGUCUGGCUGUCUCUGCCGGGCCGCCGAGUCACGUCGGCAAUCACGUCGUCUCCACGAGCGGUCGCGGCACCACCGAGGCUCAGAUGAUCGAGUCGGGCCGCGGUAGAGCGGGCUCCCUGUCGUCCAGCACCGGCUCCAGCUCGCCACCCGCCACCAGCGAGCCCAGCGUCAGCCCGCUCCAUCAGCCGCAGGCCAUCAUCAAGAAGAAGAGCAAGGUCGAUUUCUUCAGCGAUCGUGCCAGACAAAGCUGCGGCGCCAACGGCAUCUUCUCGCGUCGCUUGGACUUCAGCGCUUUCAACAGCCUGCCCCGUACCAAGCUGAACUCCUAUCACAUCAAGAUGGAAGACGAGGGCAACCACGGCAACGACGACACCAGAUGCUUCAUCCUGUCGACAUUGGCCGCGCUGCAGUGGUCCAGAGUCACGUGCGUCCUCUGCCGCGCCGCCAUGCUAGUUUUCGACAGGUACCCGUUGGUGGACGGCACGUUCUUCUUGUCACCCAGACAACACUCGCCCGCUUGCGCCGAGGUGAAGGUCGAAGGUCGCACGCAAUUUUUGUCAGCCGUAUGCAUGAGUUGCUUGGAGGGCAGCGGCGGGCAGCCGGUACGUUGUCGUUGCUGCACCCAACCGUGGGAUGGAUCGAGCUUGGUCCUCGGUACUAUGUACAGCUACGAUAUUUUUGCUGCGAUGCCUUGCUGCAGCGAGCGACUCAAGUGUAAUAGCUGCCAGAAACCCCUGAUCUACCCGCACCAGCGACUCAACUUCUACUCGGACUACAGCCGCGUCUUCGCCUGCCCGCACUGCAGGGCGGUCGACGCACACUUCGUGAAGCCGCUGUCGACCUGCUUCACCCGCGAGCAGUUCCAACUCUACAGCCAGUGGCCGUAACCAUUAGAGAACUUAGCGAACCGCCGCCGUUUGCGCACCGCGGCCGACCUGUGUCCCCUCUUCUACAAACCGAUCUCCCUGUUCCGGACGACCAUGUAGAAUCCUCUUCUUUGACUUCGUAGCAGGCGGCGACGGCGACGGCGACGGCGAACGCGAAACCACGCGGGGGCACCACCGACGUGAUCCUCACCGACGCGAGCGAGCGAGCGAGCGCGCGCGCGCGCAUCGUCGUUCCACUCUCGUCGUCGUUCCUUCGCGGCUCGUCGUCUCGCUUUCGUUUCGCGGCUGCCUCCCGGGGCACCACCACCGAUCGUUUCUUCUUUUCGUCAAACAUUUCGACAGAUUUCUUCGCGGACUCGCGGCAACUGUUGCCGCGUUGUCGAAUAUUUUAGAGUUUCUCGGCCGUGCCUUUUUCUUUUUUUGUUUUCCACGCGACGACGACGACGACGACGACGACGGCGACGACGACGGCGAUACGCGCGUGGACGCCGCCCCUAGGCGCGUUUUUCCGUAGCGCUAAUAAAGUCUAAGAUAUUUCUUUUUAAUAUCAAUUAUAUAGGUUUGUCUAGGUUGAUUUCAAACGGGAGACGUCGAAUCGGCGCUCGCCGACUUUUUCGUUCGAUACGUGCGCAACGAGAGACUGGCACAUGUAUCCUCUCUCUAGUGUAUCUCUUUUCUUAUUUUCCUUUGUACGUUGCGCUUUAUCUAGGCAUUUAUCCGUGCGCGAUACGUUGAGACGUGUAAGUAAGAUCGUACGUAUAUGUUUAUUCCCUUUCUACAAAUUAACGUCGUUCCCUUAGUGCACGCGAUUCAUUGACGAUCGUCCUUACGAACGCGUUUCCGUAAUAUAUAUACCGUAGGUUUGUAAUUAGCGAAAUUUUUUCGUCGAGAUCCACGCUGUUAUCGCGUAAUUUGGCUAUGCGGGCUCUGAUUAAUCGCAGGCGACUCCGAGAAAUUUCGAGUGACGAUAAGCUCUUGGCAACUUCGCCGUCUCCCGUUUCGCACAUAGUUGAAUUAUUUAACGAAAAGAAAAAAAAUAUUAAAUGCAAAAAAUAAAAUUUAGGCGGAAAGAGAUGAACAAUAUUAGACGCGGAAACAAGGUCGACUCCUUUUAUCGCGAAACGUGUAUAAAGAAAAAAACAAAACAAAAAGGCUACUCUCUAGGAAGGGAUGAGAGGGGGGAAAGAAAAAAGAAAAGAAGAAGAGGA